Apis florea (little honeybee) is the source of this 881-nucleotide messenger RNA. RefSeq lists its product as uncharacterized. The record is from RefSeq and is a predicted model, not a curated record. Lineage: Eukaryota; Metazoa; Arthropoda; Insecta; Hymenoptera; Apidae.
UUUUUUUAAUUGUUUUAUAAAUCAGGGUUAUCAAAUCUACAUUCACUCAAACAAACAUCAGUUUCAUCAACAUCUUUAAUUAUUAUUUUCAAUAAUACUCAAACAAAGAGUAAAUACUUAAAAAGUGAAGAGUUUGAUAAUGUAACUUUACGUUACUUCUUAAUAAAAAUUUCAAUAAUCUAUUAUUUUUUAUUAACAUAAUUAAAUAUAUUGAGUAUAAUUAAAUAUUUCUUUCAAUUUUUAAAAAAUUUACAAAAAAUUUUAGUGUCGUAUAUACAAAAUGAAGUGGCUAGUUUUUAGUAUUACAUUAAUAAUAUGGAAUUAUAUAUCUUGUCAAGAUAUUGUUUUUCCAAGUGAUGAAGAAAUACAUUACACAAACAACAAUAUUGAGACGAUAACAGAACGUAAUCCAAUAUUUAUACCAGAUUCAUGUCCUAAAAAUAUGUUUCUUUAUUCUGGACCUGGAAAUAUAAGAAUAUGUGAUUGUAAACCAGGAUUUCUAUAUUUUCCAUUGAAUAAUAGUUGUCAUGAAGCAUAUAGACAAGGACCAUGUGCACCACAGCAUUACGUUAUGCUUCCUAAAAAUGAAGUUAUACCAAAAUGUAUAAAAAAUCCUUGCCUACAGGAUGGUCUAGUACAAUAUAAUAACACAUGUUAUUCUUUAAUAACUAAUGAAUCCUGUGCUCUUAAUGAAAUAGUAAAUAAAAUAGCAGUAAAUAAAAUUACAUUUGAAUUAGAAUGUAUAUCGGAAAUUAAAACAUUUUUAAUAAUUGAUAUAUCUGAAGAAUGUCCUGUUGGAAGUCGUAGAAAUGCACUUGGAAUAUGUAAAAAAAUAAUAAAUUAAUACUUUUAUGUAAUAAUUUUUAUUUUUUAUAUAAAAA